Messenger RNA from Propithecus coquereli (Coquerel's sifaka), 2272 nucleotides. RefSeq names its product zinc finger protein 510 (gene ZNF510). Gene Ontology annotation, biological process: regulation of DNA-templated transcription. The coding region runs from base 288 to 2258 and encodes 656 amino acids. The record is from RefSeq and is a predicted model, not a curated record. The transcript is spliced from 6 exons. NCBI's taxonomy places the organism in Eukaryota, Metazoa, Chordata, Mammalia, Primates, Indriidae.
CCAUUUUCCUGCUUCCGUCCUCUGCACCAUUGAGCGUGCUGGGGGUUCGCACCUCAGGAACUCUUCGUGUGGCAGGGAGGAGGGAGCCCAGGGACAGGAGUCCCACCUGGAAGAACAGCGCUUUUACAGAGACCUCACCAGAGCUUAGAACAGAUGGAGAAGAACCCAGAAAGCAGAUCCUGAUUUGCUGCACCAGAAGCAGUUCUUUUUUUUUCCCUUCGACCAACAAGUGGAACCAGACAGAAGCAGUUCUUAAUCCCCUGACCCAGAGAGAGCCAGACGUGGUGAUGUCGCCACAUCCAGAAACCAUCACAGACUGUGUGACAGUGAACUCUGUGGACCAAUGUGCAAAAGCUUAUCCUUUACAGUUGUCCCCACUCUUCCAAGAGCAGCAGAAAAUGAACGUGUCUCAGGCAUCGGUGUCAUUCGAGGACGUGACUGUGGAAUUCACCUGCGAGGAGUGGCAGCAGAUGGGCCCUGCUCAGAGGAAUCUGUACAGAGAUGUGAUGCUGGAGAACGACAGCCACAUGGUCUCAGUGGGGUACUGUGUUUUCAAACCAGAAGUAAUCUUCGGGUUGGAGCAAGGAGAAGAGCCUUGGUUCUCAGAGGAGGAAUUCUCAAACCAGAGUCACCCAAUUUUAGAACAUUGCAGAGAUGAUGACCUGAACAAGAAGAACAAGAAAAUCAAAGAAAAACACUUGCAGCAAGUAAUACUCACCAAAAAUAAAACAUUGACUAGAGAGGAAGAGGAAGAGGAAAUUUUGGGAAAACCUUUUAAUCUGCAUAUAGCUCCUGUUUCUUCAACAAAAAUAUCCUGCAAAUGUGACUCAUGGGGAAUAAAUUUGAGAACUAUUUCUGAAUUUAUCAUUAAUAAUAGAAAGCAUUCAGCAAAGAAGCUAGGUUGCCAUAAUGUAUGUGAGAAUUUGCCUUUCAAAAUUAAGUUUGAGAAAACUCAGACUGGAGAGAAAUUUUAUGAAUAUAGUAAAAACAUGAAAGCUCUCAGUUAUAAUGAAAAUCUUCCUGAUCAUCAGAAAUUUCAAACUUUGGAGCAAACUUUUGAAUGUAAUGAAAUUGGGAAAGCCUUUAAUGGUAAGGCCAACUAUGUUAAACAUAAGAAUUCUCACACAGGAGAAAAAUCCUGUAAAGGUGAUGAAUUUAGGGAAAACUGUGAUAAGACAAUUCUUUUUGACCACAGCAGAACUUGCACAGGGGAGAAAUACCCUCCUCUUAACCAAAAUGGGAAAUCCUUUCAGAAUUCAGCUGUGAAAGAAUACAAUAAAUUUAACAUGCCUGUGAAACAUUAUGAAUGUAAUGCAAGCGGAAAUAAUUUCAACAGGAAAUCCCACCUCACUCGACCUCAGAAAACUGUCACAGAAGAGAAUCCAUUGGUAUGUAAUGACAGAAAAGAAACUGGGAAUAACUCCUUUGAAUAUCAUGAUAAGAAAUCCUACCAAACAUCAGUCCACAAAGUACGCCAUAGAACUCACUCAGAGGUAAAACCCUAUAAAUGUAACGAAUGUGGAAAAUCUUUCUGUCAGAAAGGACAUCUCAUUCAGCAUCAGAGAACUCACACAGGAGAGAAACCAUUUGAAUGUAAUGAAUGUGGAAAAACUUUCUCCCAGAAGUCACACCUCAGUACACACCAGAGAAUUCACACAGCAGAGAAACCCUAUAAAUGUAAUGACUGUGGGAAAACAUUUGUCCAGAAGUCAACCCUCAGGGGACAUCAAAGAAUUCACACAGGAGAGAAACCCUAUGAGUGUUGUGAAUGUGGAAAAACCUUUGUUCAGAAGUCAACCCUCAGAGAUCACCAUAGAAUUCAUACAGGGGAGAAAUCCUUUCAAUGUAAUGAAUGUGGAAAACCUUUUGGCCAGAAGUCAAACCUCAGAAUACAUCAGAGAACUCACAGUGGGGAGAAAACUUACCAGUGCAAUGAAUGUGAAAAAUCUUUCUGGCGAAAAGACCAUCUCAUUCAACAUCAGAAAACCCACACGGGAGAGAAACCAUUUAAAUGUAACGAAUGUGGGAAAACUUUUGCCCGGACAUCAACCCUCAGAGUGCAUCAGAGAAUUCACACUGGGGAGAAACCAUUUAAAUGUGACGAAUGUGGGAAAAAAUUUGUCCGGAAGGCAAUCCUUAGUGAUCAUCAGAGAAUUCAUACAGGGGAGAAACCCUUUCAACGUAAUAAAUGUGGGAAAACUUUUGGCCAGAAAUCAAACUUUAGAAUACAUCAGAUAACUCACAGUGGGGAGAAAUGAAUGCAGUGAAUAUG